AUGAGGAACUUGACAUUGAGUUUCUGUUAUCUUGAUAAAGAUAAAUCUAUGGCUAAUAUCCUCUCUGGAUGUCCAGUUCUCGAAACCUUGACAUUGUUUAUGUUUCGUGGUUUACCUGAUCCUCUUGAUCUGAGUAAAUCACCGAGUCUUAGGACAUUGGAAAUAGAUUGCAACUCUGGAACGCGUAUAAAUUAUAGGGACCAAGAACCAAUCAAGAUUGUAGGGCCGCACAUCCAUAAUUUGAUAUUGACAUGCUCUGAGGCACCAUGUACUUUAGUCGAUGUCUCUUCUUUGACCAAAGCUAACUUUGACAUUUCCAUUGCUGACAGAGCUUUUCUUCUGAACACUGAUUUUAUUCAAAUCAUGGUGCUAGAGAUGUUAGCAAAAUUGCAAAACAUUGAGAGGUUUUCUCUUGGGGGAAUAUUUCUUCAUAUUCUAUCUCUCGCCGAGUUUCGUGGAGUUACUUUCCCAACGUUCAAGGUCCAAACUUUGACUGUUGAAACCAAGCUUGUUCAGUCUGUUAUUCCUGGUAUCACAAGGUUACUACAAAAUUCACCUGGAUUAAAGAAGUUCAAGUGCGGCAUAGAGGAUAGUAACUUGGACAGCUAUUUGUAUGUACAAGGCUUGAAUGCAGAUCAAUUUUUGAGAUCAGGAUACGAUGAGGUGUUUCCUACUUCAGAUGAUUUUGGUUGGAUCAUGUGGAAUUGCCGUAAGGAGGAUAUGUGGAAACUCUUGGCUUCGUUCAUAAGAAUGGUGCUGAGAAACGGAAAGACACUAGAGACAUUGGUUGUAGGGUUGCAAGAUAUCAACGGCUUUGAUGAUGCGAAAUUGUUUGAAGAGUUGCUUCAGAUGCCUUCAGCACUUUCUAACAACAAUAAUGUCUCCAUUGUGCUCAAACGCUAA
Messenger RNA from Eutrema salsugineum, 903 nucleotides. Its product is annotated as putative F-box/LRR-repeat protein At3g28410. The record is from RefSeq and is a predicted model, not a curated record. Lineage: Eukaryota; Viridiplantae; Streptophyta; Magnoliopsida; Brassicales; Brassicaceae. Bases 1 to 903 code for a protein of 300 amino acids. The transcript has 3 exons.